Molecule: messenger RNA, 2617 nt
Organism: Centruroides sculpturatus (bark scorpion)
Lineage: Eukaryota; Metazoa; Arthropoda; Arachnida; Scorpiones; Buthidae
Exons: 4
Coding region: 1634-1984 (116 amino acids)
Source: RefSeq, a predicted model, not a curated record
UAAAAGUACCGUGUUAUACGGGGGAUGGUACCAAUUCUCGAACCGUGUUAGAGCGAAUCCGUGCUAUAGAAGUGCCGUGUUAUACGGGGGUUACCUGUAGUAAUAUAAAAUUGACUAAAGUUCACUCACGCAAGGUAUUCUGGUAUUAGUAGACGCAACACCACGUGGUUAUUGUCGUUUGAAUUGAGAUAGUGUUAUCAAUUUAUUAGUUGUUUCAUAUAUAAAUUUAUAUACUGUGUUUCAAUUUUGCUUUUUCGGUUGUUACAUAACAGAGGAAAAUAUUAUAAUCGAUCAAAUUUUCACUCUACAUGUGAAAAUAAGGCAAUAAUCAAAGAAAUGUCUAGUCUAAAGAAUUAUUUCCAACUGGUUAUUUUUUGAAAAAUCAGGAGUAAGUUGCGUAAUUUUUCUGGCAAAAAAGUGAAAAUUGCGUGUGGCGCCAUAUGUUACGAUAAUAUAUUUAAAAGCUUUUUAUAUUAAUAAUUACGUAAAAUGUCAAAAACAUUAAUUUUCAGAUUAGAGAUGGGUUUUAUAAAAAUUCUAAUAACAAGUAAAAUCAUAAUUAAAUCCGUCUGCGCUCGACGUAUGACACACGACCCCUUUCUAUCUUCACACACCUAGACUUUUUUAGCCAUCAAAAUUUAAUGGCCCUGAUACAUAAAACUCCCUGCAAAAUUUUAAAAAUUUUUGACUAGAGAAACAGGAGUUAUUAACUUUCAAAAUUUUUCCACGAAAUCGUUUCCCACCCACAUUUAUACAUACUGAAAACCACCAAACUUUUUGCAUUUCUCGGUGUUUCAAGGUCUCCCGAAUCCAAAAAUGUUAAAAUUUCUUGGGGGAGACAUUUUUGACCGAUCACCAUACUUUUCCCUGUUACAGUGCCGUAACUAGCCAUUCUUGUGCAAGAAUUUGCAUUUAGAUCCCUUAAUUAAUUAGGUUUGGGAAAAUAAUAAAACAAAUACAUGCAUUUUGGGCCCUCCUUCAAGUGGGCCCUGUGUUGGUGCACCUGUUGCACCUGCCUAGUUACGGUACUGCCCUGUUAUAUAGUCAUAUCGCAGGUGGAAAAGUAAUAAUGAAAGCGAAAGAAUUUUUAGUCUCGGAUAUGUUUAUCCACUGAUUAAUUGAAUAAUCAAGCCAUAGUUGCAAUGUAUUAAUGAAACCGAAAGCCUGAAAACGCGAGCAUUCUGAUAGGAAGCCAAUUACUUUCUUUUUGCUUUAUUACAAAUAAAAAGAUAAUUAAGUUAUUGUUUUUAUCAUAACUUAAUGUUAAGUUCGUUUUAAUUUCUCGGCUGUUAUAGCGUAACACCGAAAGGUAUUACAAUUGUGAUCGAAAGUAGUGUUUGAGACCUUCUGAACCCAGAAAAUAAAAAUAAGGAGGAAUUCUAGGUGUGAAGGGGAAAUUAAAUUGAUUCUAUUCAGAUCCCUCUAGAGCUCGUUCUGCUUAUCGGAUUUCGAUGAAUGUGUGUGUGUGUGUUAACAUUAUUUCGUUUAAUAUCUCAGGAUAGGGUAUAAAUGAAAUUUGGUGAGUAACUUGUAAAUAAAUGGAACUAAUGAUACUAAAUUUUGGAAUAUGCAACUCGAGGGAAUGAGGGAAUAGAGAGGAUUACUUGUCAUAUUUCGACUGGGAUCAGACAUAAUGAAAACUUUAUCCAUUAUUGGAGUUUACAAUACUUUUAAAAACUCAUCUCUAUGCUCAAAGCUGUACAGCAACUUCAUUUUAAAGGGGAAGUUUUCUUCUCAAAAUUUAUGUGUAGAAUUCAAAUUUAAGUUGAUAUGUUUCAUGAGGAGAUUCAGAGCAACCAUGGGUAUAUCUGCAGCAGGCUUUUUCUAUGUUAAAAGAGAUUUCUUAAUUCGGAUGGUAAGUAGACUGUAUUCCGUUUUCUCGUCUACAGUGGAUAUAACAGGAGUUAUGACAAAACAGAAAAUGUGUUAUUCAACUUCUAAUGCAGAGAAGUUUUUAUUAAAUAGAACAGAGAACAUAUUUUAGAAACAUACUCUGCAUUAACGAUAUUAAUAUUCAAUUUAAUUUAAUACUGUUUUUAUUUUAUUUUUUGACGUAAUAUUCACAGAAAUAAAUACUUUUGUACAUUCUUAGUGAAAAAACUAGAUUUGUAAUUUUGUGAAAUUACUUUUAUUAAAUUAUAUCACUGAAGCAGAAUCAUCUAUUAUUAUUAUUAAAUGUGAAAUUGCACAUCAUACAUUGAAAUUUCUGUGAGGUUAUCGAAAAUACCCUUUGAAAUUAAUCGGUUAUGCUUUGUUGUUAAUUAUAAAUGCAGUUUUUUAAAUAAAUAUUGUAAUCGCAUAAAUUAAAUUUUCAUAUUGUAUGGGCAAAUUAACAUAUUUAUAUAAAACAGCAGCAUUUCUCUGUCUGUAAUUAAUGGCUACGUAAUGGGUUCAAUAAGAUAUCCAGUCUUGUAUUACAUCAAAUCUAAUGGACGAAUAACGGCGAAAUUUUUAAGACAUUGGCAGUGUUUACUGAAGACAAUACUUUUACGAAAACAUGUUUUUUGUAUCUUACUUUUAUUGUAAAGGCUUACUUUAUUUGUUGACAUUUUUACGAAUUGUUGUUUCACUUAUCUCUUAUUCUUAUCUCUUUCACAAUUCUUAUCUCUUUCAUUAA